AAUACCGGAGACGGUAGAUGGAUAAGAUAGAAUCUUCAAAGUCAAGAUUAUUUGCACAUAUAUAAAUGCAAAAACAAUUUACUGACUCAUAAGUCCUCAAAAUGAAACUGAGAUUACUCUUCCUUGCAACAGUUUUCCUAAUAGGGUUGGACCAAUCCAACUCCGCCUCGAAAAACAAAUUCCCGGAUUACUUCAAAUUCGGCGUCGCGACGGCCUCGUACCAAGUCGAAGGUGGUUGGGACGCCGACGGCAAAGGGGAAAACGUCUGGGACCACAUCACCCACACCAACCCCAACUAUGUCAAAAACCAGGACAAUGGAGACAUCGCUUGUGACUCCUACCACAAAUACAAGGAGGAUGUCGCCCUCAUGAAAGACAUGGGCAUCGACUAUUACCGCUUUUCCAUCUCUUGGUCCCGAAUCCUCCCUUACGGAAUCGCCGGCUCGCCUUUGAACCAAUUGGGAAUUGACCAUUACAGAAAUUUGACGCAAGAACUGCUCGACAAUGGAAUUGAACCCAUGGUCACGAUGUUCCAUUGGGACACCCCGGAGCCCUUGCAAGAAUUGGGCGGGUGGCCUAACCCGGAAAUGGAGGAGCAUUUUGUGUACUAUGCCCGGAUUUUGUUCGAGCAAUUGGGGGAUUUGGUCAAGAUGUGGAUGACUUUCAACGAAGCGAAACAGACGUGUCUUGAGGGGUACGGCACGGGGGAGAAGGCCCCAGGGUUCAAGACCUCGGGGUUAGCUGAUUAUCAGUGUGCACACACUAUACUUAAAUCCCACGCAAAGGUUUAUCACAUGUAUGAGGAGGAAUUUAGAGAAAAACAGGGAGGAAGAGUUGGGAUUGUUAUUGACUCGAUGUGGUUUGAGCCUGGUAGUGGAAGUGACAAGGACGUGGAAGCGGCAGAAAGGGCCCGGCAAUUUACGUAUGGUUGGUACGGCAACCCCAUCAUCCACGGUAAUUACCCCCAAGUCAUGAUCGACCGAAUUGGUGAAAGAAGUAAGAAACAAGGUUUUGCAAAAUCAAGACUUCCGACAUUUACACAAGAAGAAAUAGAUUAUAUUAAAGGAACUUACGAUUUCGUUGCACUCAACACCUACAGUACAAAUUAUACCGCAUGGAUAGAAGAAGCAGAUAUUUCCGAUGUCAGUUAUAACAGUGAUUUAAAUGUUCGUCUCUUUGUGGAUGAUAGUUGGGAAGAAUCGGCUUCCACAUGGCUGAGGGUUGUUCCUUGGGGUUUAAGAAAAAUAGUUAAUUGGCUCAGUAAGACCUACAACAAUCCGGAAAUUUUUAUUACUGAAAAUGGACUAUCAGAUCGUGGUGGACUCGAUGAUGAUCAAAGAAUAAGAUACUACAGAGACUAUUUGAGUAAUCUUGUUGAUGCGAUUGUGGAAGAUGGGGUGAAUGUCACUAGAUAUACUGCUUGGAGUUUGCUUGACAACUUUGAAUGGAGAAGUGGAUAUACGGAAAAGUUUGGUUUUUACAGUGUUGAUUUCAACAGCACCGAGAGAACAAGAACAAAGAAAGCUUCUGCUGAUUAUUAUUCGAAAGUUAUUAGCACUAGAUGUUUGGUAGACACAUGCAACUAAUAUUUCUGGCAAAAUAAAUGUAUUUGAAUAGGUAAAUAAAUAUUUCUAAGACAAA
Molecule: messenger RNA, 1641 nt
Organism: Tribolium madens (black flour beetle)
Lineage: Eukaryota; Metazoa; Arthropoda; Insecta; Coleoptera; Tenebrionidae
Product: myrosinase 1-like
Exons: 6
Coding region: 102-1586 (494 amino acids)
Biological process (GO): carbohydrate metabolic process
Molecular function (GO): beta-glucosidase activity
Source: RefSeq, a predicted model, not a curated record